Messenger RNA from Salarias fasciatus (jewelled blenny), 5033 nucleotides. It is a transcript of the gene pld2, whose product is annotated as phospholipase D2. Gene Ontology annotation, molecular function: D-type glycerophospholipase activity; phosphatidylinositol binding. The record is from RefSeq and is a predicted model, not a curated record. The transcript has 23 exons. NCBI's taxonomy places the organism in Eukaryota, Metazoa, Chordata, Actinopteri, Blenniiformes, Blenniidae. Bases 1 to 2880 code for a protein of 959 amino acids. Gene Ontology annotation, cellular component: plasma membrane region; intracellular membrane-bounded organelle. Gene Ontology annotation, biological process: phosphatidic acid biosynthetic process; regulation of vesicle-mediated transport; intracellular signal transduction.
AUGGCCUCUGCAGAAAUCACGAUUGAGCCAAUUAUUGAGAGUUCAGCGGCUCACAACGUGGACAGGAGGCGCUUCAUGCACGAUAUCCACGACCUGGGUUCAGAUGAGCUGGACGGGCUGAUGUCGAACAGUGAAGGCCGGCCUUUCCUUGUCGUGCAUCAUCUUCCUGAAAUCAAAGAGUUCGGCGUCCCCUACCUCAUGCCCAGCACACCUAUCACAUGCAGAGUGGACAACACAGAGAAAUACACUACUCGAUCAAAGGUCCGUGUGGGAACCCUUUACACCGUGCAGCUCACACAUGGCCACUUCCACUGGACAGUGAAGAGAAAGUACAAACACUUUCAGGAGCUUCACCGAGACCUUUACAAGCAUAAGAUGAUGAUUCACCUGCUGCCUCUGGGAAGAUUUGCAAAGGACAGGCAUAUGCUGAGAAACAUGUCGGAGGAGAUGCCCAGCCUGCACGGGACCGAGCGCACCAGAAGGACCUCCAGCAAAAUGAAAUACCUUGAGGAGUACCUGAAUGGUCUGCUGGAGAACACGUUCUGUCGAAAUGACCACGCCAUGCUGGAGUUCCUCUCAGUCGGCGCUCUCUCCUUCAUCACUGAUCUCGGACCAAAGGGCCUGGAGGGGCCCAUCAUCAAGAGGUCGGGGGGUCACCGGAUCCAGGGCUUGAACUGCAUCGGGCAUCAUCAGGUCUGUUUCCGCUGGUCGCGGCGGUGGCUGGUCGUCAAAGACUCCUUCCUGAUGUACAUGAACCGGGACAACGGCAACAUCAACUUCGUGCUGCUGUUCGACCCGGAGUUCAAAGUGAAGGUGGGCCGUGCCUACACGGACACCACUCAUGGAGUCUGCAUCGAGAACUUCACCCGGAGUCUGAUCAUCAAGUGCAGCAGCUAUCGACAGACUCACUGGUGGAGUCAUGAAAUCAACCGGCUGGCGGACUCCUGCGACUUUCUCAAAGUGCAGCGCUUCAAUGGAUUCGCUCCACCGCGGGAGAACACGCUCACCAAGUGGUAUGUGAACGGACGUGGCUAUUUUGCAGACCUGGCUGAUGCUCUUGAACAGGCCAAGGAGGAAAUAUUCAUCACAGACUGGUGGCUGAGCCCGGAGGUUCACCUAAAAAGACCAGCGACUAAUAACUACUGGCGUCUGGAUGAGAUCCUCCAUCGCAAAGCUAAACAAGGAGUCAAAGUGUGCAUCCUCCUGUACAAAGAGGUGGAGUUGGCCCUGGGCAUCAAUAGUGACCACAGCAAGAGGACGCUCAUGAACAUGCACCCAAACAUCAAGGUCAUGCGGCAUCCGGACCACGUGUCGUCGGUGGUGUUCCUGUGGGCUCACCAUGAAAAGAUGGUGGCCAUUGACCAAACGGUGGCCUUCGUGGGAGGGAUUGACCUGGCCUUUGGAAGAUGGGACGACAACAAGUACCGCUUAACUGAUCUGGGGACGGACAAGCCUGACGAGCCGCCGGAGGAUCUGAAAAAAGAGGAAAUAGAUGGAAAUGGUGUUGCUGAUGGCUUGAAACAUUCUGAGCCAGAUGAGGAAGCAGAGCAAGCGGAGCAGGACCCAAAAGACCUGAAGAGUAACACUAAGCUGUGGCUCGGCAAAGAUUACAGCAACUUUAUCAGGAAGGACUGGGUCCAACUGGACAAACCGUUUGAGGAUAACAUCGAUCGCACUCAAGUUCCUCGCAUGCCGUGGCGUGAUCUGUCUGCAGCUAUGCAUGGCAAAGCUGCCAGAGAUGUGGCCCGCCACUUCAUCCAGCGCUGGAACUUCACCAAGAUCUUCAAAGUCAAGUACAAGGAUGACUUCUACCCUUACCUUCUUCCCAAGUCUCACUCCACUGCCGACUCACUGCCAGUCAUCGUGCCUGGGUCCAAGAAGGCAAAAGUGCAGGUGUUGCGCUCUGCUGAUCGAUGGUCAACUGGCAGCUGCGAGAACUCCAUCCUGAAUGCCUACAUCAACACCAUUGAGAACAGCGAGCAUUACAUCUACAUUGAGAACCAGUUCUUUAUCAGCUGCUCCGAUGCGAAGACCGUCCAUAAUGGGAUCGGCGAUGCCAUUGUGAAUCGAAUCCUGCGGGCGCACAGAGAGCAGAAGAAGUACAGGGUGUUUGUGGUGAUUCCCCUGCUCCCUGGAUUUGAGGGAGACAUCAGCGCAGGCGGUGGGACUGCCAUCCAGGCCAUUCUGCACUUCACUUACAGAACCAUGUGCCGCGGAGAGCACUCCAUCCUGUCACGGCUUCAUGAAGUGAAGGACCAGUGGACGGAGUACAUCACCUUCUGCGGCCUGAGAACUCAUUCCCAGCUCUGCGAGUCGCUGGUCUCGGAGCUCAUCUACGUGCACAGCAAGACCCUGAUCGCCGAUGACCGCUGCUAUAUCAUUGGCUCCGCCAACAUCAAUGACCGCAGCAUGCUGGGCAGCCGAGAUAGUGAGUUGGCCGUGUUUGUAGAGGAUGAAGAGCGCGUCCCAUCCGUCAUGGGAGGGGAGGAAUACGAGGCGGGGCCGCUCACACUCGCUCUACGCAAAGAGUGUUUCAGUGUUCUCGUUGGAGCUGCCUCAGACCCCAGCAUCAAUGUUGACGAUCCGAUCAGUGAUGAGUUCUUCUUCCUUACCUGGAACGAAGCGGCGAAACAGAACGCCAAAAUUUAUGAUAAGGUGUUCAAAUGCCUUCCCUACAACGGCGCCCACAACAUGCGAGAGGUGAAGGAGUACAGCGGCGCGGCUCGCCUGUGCAACACAGACCCCGACCAGGCGAAAGAGGAGCUGAAGUCCAUCCGGGGGCUGCUGGUCCACUUCCCCCUGAAGUUCCUGUGUGAGGAGAACCUGCUGCCUCCGCUCAACACUAAAGAAGGCAUGGCCCCUGUAGGGCUGUGGACAUAAGCACACUGCGUCAGACCGCUACACACAUUCCUCCUUGUAGUUUUAGUUCAGAUGAAGUUCAGCACAGUACACUAAAACGCUAGAGCGGUUCCAGCACCAGCACUUGAGAGAUGACGAAGGCAUCGCCUUACGCAUUUUACUAGUGAGAAGAUAGCUGAUAAUUUUUAGAUUUCAUUGUCGAUUAACUGUGGGCCAGUGAGAGCACAACCACUAAAAUGCAAACUGUAUGCCACCCGUGACUGUAAGCGCUUCAUAACUUUUUCAGUGCAAUCCGAACUUCCGGCCUGUCAGUGAUGCAAAGCACACGCCAAUGAAUGUAUGACUCAAGAAUGGAUCGCAAGAUUGCACUGGAAAUCAAGCAUCUCACAUGAUCUGGGAACAUAGUGUACAUUUAUUACAGCAAGAUUUUUAGGUGGGUGGGUUAAUCUCUCGCUCUCUCUCUGUCUCUCUCUUUCUCUCUCUCUCUCACACACUCUCCCUCCGAGGCUUCACCUCUCACUGCAGUGCCGGAAAAUCUGUCAGAACAUUUGUGGUUGUUAUGGUGACGGAUAUAAAGAGAUGACUGGAUUGUGGCUGAAAUAAAAACUGGGAUAGGGCAGAAAAGGAGAGGGCUGAUGAGAGGGAUACCGUACUAAAUCAGGCCUGUGUACCGGAAAUUAGACGGUAAUAUGUUGAUGGGCGGAUCGGCGGAUUCUGUGGGGGCAGAGUCAUUUCGCCAUGUUCGGGAUGAAUGAUCAGGUGGAGGAGUGGGAGAGGGAGAAAGCAAACGAUGACGAGAUAAUUGAAGAGCGCUAGGUUGAGUUACUGUUAAUUGUUGCAGUUUUUAAAAUAACCAUGACAGCAGAGUGAAUUAUUGUGUCUCCGUGCUGUCACCGCUUCCAGAACAGAAUAUUCCACUUCAACAUUGCACUUCUCGGUUUCCAUGUUAUGUCCAGGUGCCCUGAUGUGCAUCUUGCAUGUCGAGCCUAUAUUUUGUUGUAGCCGUCUGUUUAGGCUCGAUACAUUGAGCCCUUACACUCCAGAGCUUUGACGUCAUGUGUCCUUUACGUCCUCCACUGACUUCUGAGAUUUCCAUUCUGGGAUUCCAUCAGGCUACAGUUAGAAUUCAACUUAAAAGAAAGACAUGAUGUGAGUCGUUUUUUUGGAAAUGCUCAUUCCUUUUACUGAGCCAUGAGUAGUUACUACUGUUGAGCAACACGGACGUGUCUUGCACUGGACAUGAUGGUGAAUAUAGGCAGAUAAGCUCUCUGUUUCGACAACGUCUUAAAUCAUUCAUUAAGUAUCUGUUGGCCUUUUUUUUUUUUUUUUUUUUUUGUAAAGAGAAACAGGACUUGGGCUGCAUGGGUGGAGAAUAACUUUCACAGUCUGAGGCAAAACAAUGCAAUCUGUUGUAACACCUGUGUGAUAAAGAAGACGGAUGGAUGGGCAUGUGUGAAAGCUGCACCUGUAUCUCAGGGUUUUAGAGAGCAGGCAACAUGUACAGUGUAUGAACGAGACCUUUGUGUUCUUAGCCCUGCAGUGGUGUGUUUACCACACUUUGUAAUACAUGUAAAACCGCUGUCCAAUGUUUUCUUUUCAAACACCCAGUGAACAGUUGACCCAGAAUGCUGAAAUCUACUUAACAUGACCGUAAACAACCUGCUAAUCCAAAACAGAGGAAAUUUGUAGAGCCUAUAGAGUUAUGAAAUAGCGUGGACUUUAGAGUAAGCGUUUAACCCCCAGCACAGACCAACAGCACUAUCGAUGUGGUCUCAGUGCAAAUGUGACCUUUUUCCCAUGAAGCACUUCUCAUAGAUGAGACGCAAAGAACCUGUGUGGAGCAGCGGUGCUUUGCUGGCCUUGACAGCUGUUCAGAUUUUCUUUUAAAAUACAAUAAGAGCCACUAUUUACAUUGGAAACUGGGUGUCUGCAAGUAUCUCUCCUAGAGUACAAAAUUGCCUUAAGUGGUAUUCUUUGUUGUAAUGUAGAUUCUGCAAAAAUGUGUACUAAGAAGUGACCUUAUACUGUUUGUAUCGUUAAUAUUUUUGGACUAAUAGCCAGCAUUACCAAUAUAUUUUCUAUGUAUUGCCAGUGGAACAUUUUGUACUUAUUCCUAACAGUCAACAUGUGAAACCCUUGUGUAUGCAGAUUUGUAGAUCUAGAUUUCUAAAAAG